AUGCUAAGUCAAAAAAAUGUAUUAGCUGGGGAGGAAGAUUUUAAUUUAAACAAAUUUCGAGAUUCUUUGUAUCUUAGAAUGUAAAGUCCAAGCUAAUCAAAAUAAAGUAGUGUAAUUAAAGAGGAUAAUUCAAUUAAGAAAUCAGCCAAAAAUUCAUUAAAUGCAGAUAUUCAACGUCGAAAAAGGUGGUUUAAAUAAAUAUUCAUAGUGUACCAUCAUUUGAUGAGUUAUUAAAAACAAUGAAUAUUAGUAAUGGAUUUGGUUAAUAACAAAAUGUGUCUAAUCAUAAAAGAAAUAUCACUGAUUCAUCUCGAAAGAUGAGUGGUAUUUAUAAUAAGAUAGAAUGUUUGGGAAAUAAUGAAGUUAAUUAAAUAACAAAAUUAUCAUAACCGUAAAUAUAUAUUUAACAUAUUUAGAUUUAUUUCCAAUACACCUUUAUCAAUAUCAAAUAAUUAAUAACACAAAAGGACAACCUUCUCGAGCAGCAUUACAGAAAAACCAGUAUUUUCAAAAGGAAAUGGAAAAUCACUAAUUGAUAAAUUAUCUUUAAAAGAAUUGAUGGAAAUUCGUAGUAAAAUAGAUAAUAGUACAUAAUCUGAGGUGCAAGAAUUAUCUGCAAAUUAUGUUUAAGAACUAUUAAAAUUAUCCUAAAUCAUUAUAAAACAAGUUAGACAUAUAAAGAAUUGA
Molecule: messenger RNA, 687 nt
Organism: Paramecium pentaurelia
Lineage: Eukaryota; Ciliophora; Oligohymenophorea; Peniculida; Parameciidae
Source: the annotation of a GenBank genome assembly